CAAAGAUCGCUGCCUCAUCUUCCUUGAUAACUUCAACGACGUCGAACAGUCGAAAUUGGUUGAAGGGAUGCAAGGGAGGUAUGACUGGACUAAGGUCCGACAGAAUGCGCUGGUGGGGAAGUUCGACGAUAUCCUCUACCGGCUGUUGAGGCAGCAAAAGGAGGAGUGGGAAAAGGUGAAGCUGGGAGAAGUAAAGGACGGUGAAAUUUACAAAACUUUGACUUGCAUGAGAGAAAUGAUGGAGGGCAUGAAGGAGGAAAGGUUGAAGCUUCAAGUCAUGUUGGCCAAAGAGAAAAAUAGUAACAGGAAGGGGAAAGAGUCGGUGGUAGAGGAAAGUGACAGUGAGAGCGAGGAGGAAAAGGAGCCGCCUCGCAAGUUGACAAAGGCGGAGAGGAAGGUCUUGAAUCAAAUUCAAGGCGGACAGGGGACCUCCCGUAAACAGGGGAAGAAUGGUGGACAAAAUAAUCAAGGAGGAAAUGGCAAUGUUGGCACUGGUUUGUCAGGACAAAGUUCCCAAGAUCAAGGGCAGUUCCAGCCGCAGGGUGGAAGAGGCCGCGGUCGAGGCCGUGGAAACGGACAGCGAAGCCUUUGGGCGUGGCAGAAGGAAGCCACGUGUAACUAUUGCGCAGAAAAGGGCCAUAUUAUGCGGUUUUGCCAACUCCUUUCAAAAGAUGAGAAGGAAGGGAUAGUCUUCACCACGUAUAUCUUUGAUUACCAAGGGAAUUCUAUCGACCCCAACAUUGAAGGGGGUAUGAGGAAGGAGGUGUAUCGUCGAAUGGGUCGUCCGCUACCGGCAACGUUCCGGGUUGCUUCUCCUGAAGAAGCACAGUUGGUCGAGGUCGAGGAGGUCAUGGCGUCAUUGCAUAUCUACGACUCACUGGUGGAGCCAAAAGGAUUUAGGGAACAAGUAGUGGAACGAGCGCAAACCAUCACUAGGCGGCUUGCCCGAUGUCGGGACUCUAUCAUCCGACUUUAUGUGGACAUGGAGGAAGUCUGGCCUGGAUUGCCGAAUGUCUUUCUCUUUGGCGAAUGGGGUGAUAAAAGGGAAGAUGCGUCUGGCCAAGCAGGGACAUCRGCUCCGAGAGAAACAUCACAAACUGGGCCAAUGGUAAGCACGAUGCGACCUAGGCCUGUGCUAAAGAGGAGUGCCCCGACUGUAGCCGUUCAGACUCGGGUGCGGCGACGAAACGAACAGCUUCAAAAUGAGAAAGAAUAUGAAAAGCCAUUGGAAGAAGGGCCUAUUUCCAUUAGUGAGAACGAAGAGGACAAUUUGGACGAGAAGUUGCGGGCCGAAGAGGAAGAACGGGCUUGUCAUCGUGCACUGGAAAGGGAGCCGGAGAAAGGAAACGCCGAAGUAAGCGAGGAGGAGCCACGAAAGAAAAAGAAUAUUGAUUCGAUCCCCGUGGAGCAGGGGGUCGAUAUCGAGCAACUUGUUAAUAAGAUUUUGGAAAGUCAGCGCGACUUGGUCACGCUAAAGGAAAUUUUGGCGGUAUCGCCGAAAAUUCGAGAAGAGUUUAAACAGCAGAUGACUCGUAAAAGAGUCAUGACUGUUAAGCUCGGCGAAAUCAUUCCGCCGGAGGCUAACUGGUCCCCGCCUGGGACAAAGAUGGAUUGGCCAAGGAGUCAUAAUCGUGCUGAUGGGUUGAGUCGGGUUGAAUGGGACCCACAGGCGGAUCAGGCGGAUGAAUCAGUUCCGGUUGAUGCCUUUCUGAAGGAACAGGAAUCGCGAUUGAGUAUUAACACUCUUGCCUACAUGACUUAUGCAGCCACUCGGCAUGGGAAAUCGAUAUGCAAAGCUUUUUCCUUUCACGAGGUACGUCCAGAACUCGUGAUGGAGGAACCUUUCAUCAAAGAGGAUCCAUUUGGCGAGCAGACCGCAGAGGAAAUGAUGAGGCUGGCUUUAACCGGUGACAUCGACCUUAUGCUUGAUCCGCUAACGAUUGAACAGGGCCAUACGCGGGCUGAUGACGCUUUCCAGAUCGUUGGAAGGAUGUCAUAUAUCAUGAAUUUGUUGGUUCACGAGGAUCGCCUGAGGAUAAUGAAUGCGGAGGAAGGAGGCGGUGAGGUCAAAGAAGCGUUUAAGAAAAAGGAGUACGAAGGGGAAUAUAAGAAAAUAGGCAUGUGGUUGAAUGGGGAAUUGGACGAAAGCGAGGUUGAUCCGGUUGUGCGGGAGAAGAGCAAAGGAUUCGUUGUUCGUGACGGUCAUCUCUUUAAGAAGGUUGCUGAUGGUGUCCCAAAGAAGGUGGUAUGCGGGAUCUCUCGGCAGUUGGAUGUGAUUGCUGCCCUGCAUGAUGGGGUAGCCGGCGGACACAGAUCUGCGCGGGUAACUUUGAACAAGAUCCAACGUCUUUAUUUUUGGGAAGGGAUGAGCAAGAUGGUGAUUGACUUUUGUAAAUCUUGUUUCCCUUGCCAGCAGAGGUCUAAUAUCCCCUACCUCGAGCCCCUGAAUCCACGUUAUGUGGCAGAACCAGGUGCGGUGGUGCAUUUGGAUCUUUUGGUAAUGCCACCUGGGAUAAAUGGAUACAGAUACAUCUUUGAUGCACGGGACAAUUUGACUGGGUUCAUUGAUGGUCGUGCCAUUCGCAAACGUACUGGAUCAGUCUUGGCAGAGUGCAUUGCUGUCGGGACAGAAACCCCUGUAAGGGUUUCUGCCCGAGUUUGUCAAGGUAGGUAGAAGAAAGCUUGAAAACGAGAUUGGCCAUGUCAAUGAAAAUGGGGACAGGGU
Molecule: messenger RNA, 2725 nt
Organism: Chara braunii
Lineage: Eukaryota; Viridiplantae; Streptophyta; Charophyceae; Charales; Characeae
Source: the annotation of a GenBank genome assembly